Messenger RNA from Symsagittifera roscoffensis, 1089 nucleotides. RefSeq lists its product as uncharacterized. Bases 353 to 991 code for a protein of 212 amino acids. The transcript has 5 exons. NCBI's taxonomy places the organism in Eukaryota, Metazoa, Xenacoelomorpha, Acoela, Convolutidae. The record is from RefSeq and is a predicted model, not a curated record.
UAUUCAUCAGUUAAUUUUUGAAGGACACUGAUGUGCUACUUGCCCAAUAGUUAAGUACUCGUGAUGAUCGGUAUAGAUAUGACGUUUCUAUUUAUGAUAUAAUUUGCCGAUUGUUUAGGUCUAUUAUUGAUGGUUAUGUAAUUUGUCUCUAUUUCAGUGUUGUUUCCACAUCAUAUACGUUCUUACGCUCUGAAAUUAUGCAAGCUAUGGAAUUUCUUUGGGCUUAGUGGAAAUCGCUGAUUAUCAAAGUCACAACUUGUUCAUCAGAUUUUGCAAAUCGGACAAACAUAUUAUGAAUUAACCUCCAGUGUUUUGCACCCUCCACGCAGUAGACAUUCGUUUCCGCUUCGCCAUGGAGUUCGUGCUUCCCCAUAGCCAAACCACACAUGGGGAACUUUGCGCCCACUACAGUCAGUUCUACUGUUUCGUGAACUUGAAGAUAGACUUGGCUCAAUCUAGGCGGAAGGGAAAGGACUCAGACAAAAACCGCUUCAAAGAAUUAGUGCGACCGUUAUACAAACAACUCAAUUGGUUUUCACUUUCAUAUACCGAUCGAGACUCAGAAGGUUGUUGCACACGUCAGCGCGUCUUGUAUGAGGUUAAUGGACAGAGGAAAGGUCUUUCGCCCGAAAAGUACUUGGAGAAAGUGAGCGAUUUUCGGGGAUACAACAAGAGGCUCAUAUAUAUUAAGACGCGGUAUGAACCGUUAAUCUGCAAAAACAUCAUUACUGGACUUGGAUUUGGCCAGACUUUUACCGGUUUUAUCUCGAUACUUGGAGAUCAUCACGCAGAGUUCGGUUACCUGUUUCCUUCAGGAGACCAAAUAAUCCGAGAGUUCAAAUCAGAGAAUAUUGAAGAUAUUUUGACCUUUGAUUGGUUCAAGUGGAAUAUAAUGUGCGAAGAGCAGCCUUGGAUCUGUCAACUGGACUCUGACGAAUCGGUUGACUCAAAUGAAAGUGACCCAAAUUCACAACGCAGAAGACUGAUUUAAACUAUAUUUCAAAUUAACAUUCAGCAUAAACUGAUUUAGUUAGUUGCAUAUUAGUUUUUAACUAGACUGAAGAACUUUCAAAUUGAAUCUUCAGGUUU